Molecule: messenger RNA, 5245 nt
Organism: Xyrauchen texanus (razorback sucker)
Lineage: Eukaryota; Metazoa; Chordata; Actinopteri; Cypriniformes; Catostomidae
Gene: kif14
Product: kinesin family member 14
Exons: 30
Coding region: 1-4731 (1576 amino acids)
Biological process (GO): microtubule-based movement
Molecular function (GO): microtubule binding; ATP binding; microtubule motor activity
Source: RefSeq, a predicted model, not a curated record
AUGGCGGUGCGCAUACAUUUUUGGACAAUUGCCAUUAUGGAUGGGGAGAUCACAUCAUCUUUCAAUAAAACCAAAGAAAUAAAUAGGACUUAUGUCAUCUCUGCACACACAAAAUGUGGAGAAAACACAUUCAAGACACCUUCCUCUGGUGGCAGACUGACUCUUCAGAGGAAACCCAGCUGUAGGACUACUUUAAACCUUCAUGAAGACACCAUACAGGAGAACACGGAGAACCAAAGCACAGAGAAACGCCUGACUCUCCAACGCAGGACCAGAACAGGGUCCAUGAACAGAACCAAAGUCCUGUCUGAACCCAAUCCAUCACCAUGUGUCUCCACUGGGGUCAAGAGUUCACAGAUCCACAAAUCUGCCAACACACCUGGAAAAACCUCAUGCGGUGCUCAGAAAUCAGGUUCUGAGAAGGUAGAAGCAACCCAUGAUGGAGGAAAAACAGUAUCGACACCUACAAGAAGGACCCAGUUUGAGAAAUUAAGUGUCAAGAGAGAUGUCUUUGAGAGGUUAGCUGGAAAGGAUGCACCAAGACCUGUGCCUACAAAGCAGACAGGUGCUGGACGACACAAGCCACCACAUGAGACCGCAGAAACUGAGAGGUCAACAUGUGGAGCAGCAAGUGAGAAGGGGCAGAUUGGUGGUUUAAAUAGGCACAUGCCACCUACAUCACAUUUCGCACAGGUGAGAAGACCUGCAACCCUAAUGAGCUCCACACUUCAUGGAGGAAUAAGUGUUUCUAGACCCACUACAGGACAAACUCAUGUUCCUGUUGAAGCUACAAGCAGAACAAGUGCUGUGGAACUUCAAGAACUGAAGAUGGAGAACAGUGCUGUCACUGUUGCAGUUCGAGUUAGACCUUUCAGUUCGAGGGAGAACAAUGAGAAAGCCCGUCUGGUGGUCUUCAUGGACAACCAUGAAACUCUAGUGCAACAUCCAGACACUAAACAAAACUACAAGUUUACCUUUGACUUCUCGUUUUGCUCUAUCGAUGAAUCGCAAGCAAGCUUUGCCAGUCAGCAGAUGGUUUAUGAAAAACUGGCUCGGCCUUUGCUUGAAAGGGCGUUUGAAGGAUUUAACACAUGUCUGUUUGCCUACGGACAAACGGGUUCUGGAAAGUCCUACACUAUGAUGGGUUUCGGCGAAGAGGCUGGCGUAAUUCCCAGGUUCUGCGAGGAACUUUUCUGCAGAUUGUCCAGAACUGAGACCAAAGAGGUCUCUUGUCAUCUGGAGAUGAGCUAUUUUGAGGUGUACAAUGAGAAAAUCCAUGAUUUGCUAGUGGCAAAGGACGAACAGAAUCAAAAGAAAAUGCCUCUCCGUGUCAGAGAACAUCCUGUUUUUGGAGCUUAUGUUGCAGACCUGUCUACGAACGUGGUCACCUCCUAUGCAGAUAUUCAGAUUUGGCUUGAACUCGGUAACAAACAGAGAGCCACAGCUGCCACCGGCAUGAAUGAUAAAAGCUCCAGAUCCCAUUCUGUUUUUACUCUGGUCAUGACGCAAACUAAAACAGAGUUUGUGGAGGAAGAGGAACAUGAUCACUGCAUCACCAGCCGUAUAAACCUGGUGGAUUUGGCAGGAAGUGAGCGCUGUACCUCAGCCCAGACUAGCGGAGACCGCCUCAGGGAAGGAGCCAGCAUCAACAAGUCUCUGCUCACGCUGGGAAAGGUGAUCUCUUCACUUUCAGAACAGUCUCAGAGCAGAAAGAAGGUCUUCACUCCUUAUAGAGAGUCGGUGCUUACAUGGUUACUAAAGGAAAGUCUUGGUGGGAACUCCAAGACAGCCAUGAUCGCCACACUGAGCCCUGCGGCCAGUAACAUGGACGAGAGUCUGAGUACUUUGCGUUAUGCCCAGCAGGCCCGUAUGAUCAUUAACAUAGCCAAAGUCAACGAGGACACCAAUGCCAAACUGAUCCGAGAGUUGAAAGCAGAGGUGGAGAAGCUCCGUGCAGCUCAGAUGAGCUCUCAAGGCAUCGAGCCAGAGAAAAUGAGACUGUUUCAGCAAGAGAUUGCAUCUCUUAAGACCACACUCUGUCAACAGCAGCAGGAAAUGGCUGAGGCUCACAGAACUUGGAGGGAAAAAUUGGAAGAAGCAGAAAGAAGAAAACGCGAGGAAACCAAAGAGUUGCAGCGCGCUGGCAUCACCUUUAAGGUGGAUAAUCGGCUGCCUAACCUUGUGAACCUGAAUGAGGAUCCGCAGCUGUCAGAGAUGCUGCUGUACAUGAUAAAAGAGGGCGACACCAAGGUCGGCAAGCUCAAGUCUGAGUUGGCCCACGACAUCCAGCUGUCUGGAGCUCUUAUUGCAGAUGAACACUGUGUCAUCUCCAAUGUAAAAGGUACCGUCAGCAUUAAACCAAUGCCAAACGCCAAGACCUUUCUUAAUGGAAAUCUUGUGUCUGAAUGUACCAUUCUCCACCACGGAGACCGUGUGAUUCUUGGAGGAGAUCAUUAUUUUCGUUUUAACCACCCCACUGAGGUUCAAAGCGGGAAACGUGCGUCUUGUUGGAACGGUGGAGAUGGUCAAAAGGACUUUGAGUUUGCCAAAAAUGAGCUGCUGUCUGCCCAGAGAGCCCAACUCGAAGCAGAAAUCGAGGAGGCACGAUUGAAGGCCAAAGAGGAGAUGAUGCAGGGAAUUCAGGUGGCAAAAGAGAUGGCACAGAAAGAGUUGAGCGAGCAGAAAGUUCAAUACGAGAACAAGAUCAAAGAUCUGGAGAGAGAGCUGGAGGAGGAGAGUGAAAGGAAAAGAAAACAGGAGUUGGAUAAACUGAGAGUCGUCAGCCAGAUAGAGCAACUGCAGACAGCAAAGAUUAUACUGGAACAUGAAGUGAACACCCAUAAGAAACGGCUGCAGCUGGAGGCCAAUGUUACUAGACAGGCCUUGGCUGAUCAUGAUAUCAGGCAUGCUAAAAUUGUAGAAGCCCUUGAGGCAGAGAAAAGGAAGAUUGCAGAAGAUCUUGCUCAGAUUGAGAAGAAACGAGCUCUCAGGGGAAACCGGACCCCUAAAACAGCCUAUCCACAGUGGAACGCCAUGAAGCUGUCUUUGAUGAUCGAAGAAGCAAACAAAAUCAGUGGAAAACUCAGGAAACACACAGUAUUCAGCAGACAUGAGGUGACAGAUAAAGAGAACGGCGGUGAAGAUGUUGAGCUGCAAGUCCAAGUUCAGAACACCAAACUGGGAAUUUCCACAUUCUGGAGUCUGGAGAAGUUCCAGAACAACUUGGCUGCCAUGAGGGAACUCGAGCAGGGGGAGAGCGCCUCUAAAGAUGAUGACGUGUUUUACGACCCUAAUGAUGAGUGGGAACAAGACCUAUCCGCAUCCUCUUCAACCUCCUCGUUCUCUCGUAGGAGGAGUAGAAGUUUGCUAAAGAGUAGGAGGAUAUCUGGGCGUCUCUAUGAGAUCAGAGUGCACCCUAUUCAGAGCUUACAUUGUGCUCCCUCGCAGUCUACAGGGCUGGUGGGUAAAAGCAAGACCCCCUCCCUGCACUCUAGCACCUCUGACUCCGCCCUCCCGGGCAUCUGCAAGGACCUGAUUGGUGCCGCCGUUGCUCGCCUACGCUCCUGCCAAUCAGUGGAGGAGAGCGAAAGCUUAGCAGACAAACUGACCCUAGACCUGCUCACCAUUCACACUGCCGUGAGGUCUAUCGCAGACCUUUACGAGCACCUUGACGACGACACUCAGGAAAACCUGUUUGCAGGCAGCAAUGAAGCCCAGAUUCAUCUGGUGAAGGCCACCUCAGCUGUUGAAAGGGCCGUGUUCAUUACUAUGCACUGGGUCUCCAGCUUUAAGCCUUGUUCAAAUGCAGUGUCGCAAAAGCCCGAGGAGCUCAAGAACGAGGUCAAGAAAAUCGGAGGCUACCUUCAGUUACUUAUUCAGGGCUGUGACUCUGAAAUCUCCUCCAUGGUAACAGAGGCCCAGAGGAAGGUUGCCAAAUGUCUGAAAACAGCUCUCAACACCAUUGGUUUGCUGGCAGGAGUGAAUGGAACUGAUCUUCAUUUGACUGAACUUGGUACCGAGAUCAUAGGCAAUAGGUCGGUUGUGGAUUUUUUGCAGGAUGGGAUGCGUUUAAGUGUUACUGCUCUUCUCGACAUUGGCCUGUCCAUCACUAAAGAGAUUCUGCAAGAUGCGCAGAUGGCUCAGCCUAGAACACGAAUUUUACAAAUCCUGAAAAGCAAAAUGAUGGAGGUCGCCCGCUCUCUGCAAAGCUACAUCCACUGCAGUUUGUCGGAAAGGUCAGACUCCACUGAAAACUGUACAGAGGACGAUGAAAACUCAGAUGUGUGUGGAGUUCAGAACACAGCCAGUAAACUACUCAAGUUAAACCAGGCAAUCGCAGAUCUCCACUCCUCUCUGUCACGCUCCCUGAAGGGGAGGGGGAGCGACGUUGGCCUCAGUUCUUUCAGACAAUCAAUACAGGCUUCGUCCAAGACGAUUGACAAUGUCAUCAGCGGUCUUCCGCGGCAACUGGGAGGCAUUCGUGCUGACCGUCUUCAGCUUACAUGUGUGAGGAGUGUUAUGGCUGCUCGAAAUGAAGUGCACUCUGCAUUGAAUGCUUUGACAGAUGCAUUCGAUAAAAGCACAGAUGAAAUGCUGGAAGAAGAUGUCUGCUUUGCUAAAGCGGAUAUCAUAGAACCUGGUUUUGACAACAGGAAUCGAACAGUCCCUAAGGUUUUGUAUACUGUGUCCUCAGGCAUUAGCACGUGUUCCAAAGACGCCCGCUGGGUGUGAAUGGGGGUACGAGUCAUGUUUAUAACCUCAUUGUGUGUAAUGGUUACAGCUACAGUUAACUCCUAUAUUUACAAUAACAUUUUUAUAUAUUAACAAGUUGCACUCCUUCAGGCAUACAAUAUUGUUUUUCUGUAGUGCUGUAGAACAUUAUCUGAACAAAUUUUGUACGAUCUGUAGAUUUCAUUAUAGUUGCGUAUGAGGAUUUUAAUGAAGGGCUUAUUUGUUUGACGUAUGAGAGUGGGCAUAUAUUCUUUACAAAUGGCCAAGCACAUAUUUUUAUGGUAGUGUAAUUUUGUUUUUUUGGGUCAUUUAUUUCCUAAUUGCUUAUAACUCACUCAUAAAACACUUUACUGUUGAAAAUAUAUUUGCACUUGAAACCUUUGCACAGGCUUGGUAGCACAAGCGUAUAACAUUUUUCUAAGUGUGGGAAUGUGUUUUUUUGCCAGGUGUUGCAGCAUUUAAUCUGGAUCAUGUAACUGUUUGACAAUAAUUUAUAAGAUCAGUAAUAAAUACC